CCCUAGUUCUGUCUUCUUCCCCCCCCCCCCCCCCCCGCUCUCUCUCUCUCUCUUCCCCGAUACGACUGGUACACGCCGGAACAUGAAGCGAUAUGGAAUUAGACCUUGAAGGUACCGGAUUUUUCAAAAAAGGGAUGUACCGGCCGGUACGGAGCGGUAUUGACAACCCUGCAGUUCAUGAAUCAUAACCAACUACAACGAUCUCUAUCCCCAAAAGAGUCAAGCGCAGCACCCCCUGUUCUGUUCUAGUAAAAGCACCAGAAGGGAGAACCUACGAGAAGAUGAAAAAAGGUUAAUGAAGAGUGAGAGAGAUAAAAAGAUUGUUGCUUCCAUUUGGAGCUCGUAAUCAAGCAAGCGGAAAUUUGUUUGAGAUUCUCGCAAUAGAGCAGGAUUUGCAUUUUACACGACGUCAAUGAGUUCCCCUACUAGUUCACCUGAAGAUUCCCCUAUGAGUUCCCAUGAAGAUUCCCCCAUGAGUUCCGAUGAUGACUCCCCGAUGAGUUCCCAUGAAGAUUCCCCUAUGAGUUCUGAUGAAGAUUCCCCGAUGAGUUCCCCCGACGAUUCGGAACUGAUAUGCUCAUGUGGGCUUCCUGCAAAACUAAUAAUAUCAAGGAACAGGAGCCCUUAUAGGUUAUUCUAUAACUGCCCCAGAGGUCAAUAUAAUCAAUGCGGGUUCCGCCAAUGGUUUGAUGAAACAAUGCAAACUGACAAUCAACAUGUGGACCAGAUAAAUCUGAUUAGCAUUGAGUGCAUCCAACUACAAGAGAGGAUCAAUGAAAUCGAAGAAGAACGGGGUCAGGAACGGAGUUUACGGUUCAAAGAAAGAGCGGAGCUUAACUCGCAACUAUCAGCUGUGAAAGACGAGCUCAACAAAAUCAAGAGUAAAAUCAAACCAGUGAACAAGUCCAAUCCUACUUCAGCAGGUGUUACUUUUCAGACGAUGUCGAUGAGUUCCCCUGAAGAUUCCCCUAUAAGUUCCUAUGAAGAUUCCCCUAUGAGUUCACCUGAAGGUUCCUCUAUGAGUUCACCUGAAAAUUCUGAAGUGAUAUGUUUCUGUGGGCGUCUUGCAAAACUAAGACUCUCAAUGACCUCCAAGAACCCUAAUAGGUACUUCUAUAACUGUCCCAAACGUCGAAACAAUCAAUGUGAUUUCUUCCAAUGGUUUGAUGAACCAAUUCCAACAGGUGAUCGAUGUGUGGAUGAGAUGAAUCUCAUUAGCAGUGAGCGCAACAGACUACAAGAGAGGGCCGAUGAAAUCAAAGAAGAAUGGGAUCAAGAAAGGAGUCUCUGGAACAAAGAAAAAAUGGAGCUACACUUGCCAUUAUCAGCUUUAAAAGACGAGCUCAACAAGAUUAAGAGUAAAAUCAAACAAGAGAAUGAUGGGCUCGACAAGAUCAAGAGCGAAAUCAAACUAGAGAAUGAUGGGCUCGUCAAGAUCAAGAGUGAAAUCAAACUAGAGAAUGAUGGGCUCGACAACAUCAAGAGUGAAAUUAAACUAGAGAAUGAUGGGCUCGACAACAUAAAGACUGAAAUCAAACUAGAGAAUGAUGGGCUCGACAUCAAGACUGAAAUCAAACUUGAGAAUGAGUCAGGUUCAAUGCCUCCACUAAACUAAUUAUCCAGCUCUGGGCUACCUGUUGUGCCUUACUGCUUUAUAUGAAGCAAGGUGUGCUAUGAGGGAAGGUAGGGCCCACUUUGGGGCCAAUGUGCUGAUGAAAACCAUUUAUUUUGUAGUCUUUGUCGAGAAAGUAAUUUAUGCGAAGAAUCAGAGUGAUUGGGUAAUGAUAGCUACUUGAUGGGAUCACAUUUGGGAGGUAGUUUGUUCUCAAAAUUACAUCUUAUGUUCUCUUUUUUCGAGAUAAAUGUGAUCUAAUCAUCUAGCUAUUGAUCUCGUUUUCACUUGUAAUCAACUCGACUGGCCAACAAAAUGAACAGUUCUCAUUAGCUCAACGAGCCUGAUGUGGACCUCGCCCUCUCCCAUUGCACUGCCUGUUUUGCAGCAGAUAACCCGAACCCCUAUCCCAAUUAGUGUCAACGCAGAUGAGGAUGUAAAUGUUGCAGUGGGCAUGGUAUGCCAUAGAAUCAGCAAAGACUAACAAAUAUUGGUAAUGUUCUCUCUGCAAUUUUGAGUUUUUAUUGUAGAUAUAGCAGACAAGUAAAUACACUAGUUUCCUGUAAAGAACCAAGAUAUUUGGUAAAGCUUUGCAAUUUGCCAAAUUAGGUCCAAUUGAUCGUCUUCCUC
This is a messenger RNA of Rhododendron vialii, 2242 nucleotides long. RefSeq lists its product as uncharacterized. Gene Ontology annotation, molecular function: zinc ion binding. The record is from RefSeq and is a predicted model, not a curated record. Lineage: Eukaryota; Viridiplantae; Streptophyta; Magnoliopsida; Ericales; Ericaceae. The transcript is spliced from 6 exons. The coding region runs from base 413 to 1615 and encodes 400 amino acids.